GUCAGCUUUUCAUUUGGUGUCGGUCCGCGCGCGUGGAUGCAAGCAUUCCAAAUUCAAAUUCGAAUUGCGAUCGUGAUUAGACUGUUGCAGUGCGUGAUUAUGUUCGACAUUCAAAUUUAAAUAAUAGACAAUGUUGUAACUUUUUUGUUGCCGGCCAGUGUUGUGGACUUAAAACAUGUCGGAACUGCGUGGUUCGCCGCCUCUUUCGAGGGCUAUGGAGGGUGGAUUUGGCGCGCCGUUGGCGGCUCUCAGUUCGCUGGCGGAGGCACCUCCUCCGGCGCCGAACCCUCACGGGAUAGACCACAUCCUGUCGAGGCCGUCGAUAGGGUCUCACGUGGGUGCCGGCUUGCUGACGCCGAGGCUGUCGCUGGCGGCGGCGGCGGCGGGCAUGGCCCACUACCUGCAACACAAGCCCCUGUACUGGCCGGGGUUCCAGGGGCUAGUGUCUAACCCUAUGGCGUGGAGAGAGAGGCUACAAUCAAUGAGCAACGGCGGGUUCAGCGCCUGCGCGGGUCAGGGCGGGCUGGACAAGGACGGCAAGAAGAAGCACACGCGGCCCACCUUCAGCGGGCAGCAGAUCUUCGCGCUGGAGAAGACCUUCGAGCAGACCAAGUACCUGGCCGGGCCUGAGCGCGCCAAGCUGGCCUACGCGCUCGGCAUGACGGAGUCACAAGUCAAGGUAUGGUUCCAAAACAGAAGAACGAAGUGGCGGAAAAAGCACGCCGCAGAAAUGGCUACCGCGAAACGUAAACAAGAGGAGCUGGGCGAGGAGUGCGACGAACAAGAAACGCACGACGCAGACGGCUGCAGUGACGACGAUGAAGCGAAGCGACCCCGCCUGGACCUCCACCUGCACAUGCCGCACCACCGACAGUGAUCCCCCCUCGGCGUGGACCCCUCCGCGCCAAACACCACGGAGCGGACCCACCCGGACCGCUCCGAGCCGUUCCAAACACAGGACGGCGCCUACGCGAGUGCCAAAAGUGACCGCUACGAGAACUAUUAUUACAAUUACGAUUAUAAAAAAGAUUACAAUUAUAGAGACACUAAUGACACGCCGUUCGAUCUGUCCAACUGGCAGGUCCGGGACGAGACAGGACGAGACACUAAAACCAGUGAGUCGCUCGACAGUGACGACGUGAGUGUGAAUGUGAACGAAACUUCUGACGAUAAUCAGCCAAUCAACUUUGCGUAUUAUCACUUUUAAACACUAUUGAUUGCGAGAUAAUGUACCUAUGUUCAUAUGGAAUUGAAACUGUGACAUAUAUUAUUACAUAAGUAGCAUUAUUUCAAUUCCAUAUGCAUUCGAGUUUACUUCAACCCGAUUGGAUAGGUGACAAACCGAUCUCUACAUAGUAACGCUUUUAAAUAUUAGACACUAAAAAAACACAAGAAUAUUCUUAGUAAGCUGAUCAGGAUAACAAACUAAAGUCUUAGGAAAUUGCUUACUUUUUGAUAUGACCAUUAAAUUUACCAAUACACUAGAGAUUGUAAAUCCACUUAGGUUUACAUGUCUAAAAACCUAUUGUUUAAAACCAAAUAAUUGUUAAUUCGGAAAAUAAAUCGAAUGCUAUGUAUAAAAGAAAUGAAUAUAGAUAUAAGUAUUGUAAAUAAAUUAUACUAUGUGAUACUUAAGUAAUUUAUUGUAAGCUGUAACUAGGUUUUACAUAAAAACGUUUUGUGACGUAGUACUUCGGUUAAGUGAUUCUGUAAAUUUCUUUUUAAAAUUCUUGGUGCCAAGUGGUAGUGAAUUGAAUAUAGAUCUUACUACACUUUCAAUAAAAAGUAAGGCAUAUUGUAGACAAAAAUAAAUUAACACGUUAUAAGUUUAUUUUGAUAAUAUUUCAAAAUUAACUGAUAAUGUAAUAAUUAUUGUAAAAUCUAAAGGUGGGUCAAAUUUAUUGCUAAGAAGUGUACUUAAUUCGUUAUAGAACAUACUCUGUUUUAAUAGUAUCUGAGUACUUUGGCUUGAUUUUAUUAGUUAAAGGCUAACCACAAGUUGCACCUUUCAGCAAUAAAGUAGAUUUAUGUCGAGUAUAUAAAUAUAAAACAAGCAUAUUUCAUUACAGACCAACAUUUACAAGUAUCGAAGCCUCAAAAGCUCUACUGUAUUAUUUCGAUAAGUAUUAAUUACUUCAAUUAUGUAAUUACAUCUAUAAGUAGCCGCACUAAACACCGAGGGGCAUGGUCUAAGUUCCAUAUCCCUUUAUAACAGACUUCAAAAAAAGGAGCAGGUUCUCAAUUUCUUAACCAAUUUUGAAAAUUCUUUUUUUGUUCAAAAGAGUAUACCUACUUUCAGAUUGGUGUCGUUUAAUUUUCAUGAAAUUCGGUUUAGUAAUUUUGUGUUAAAAUGAAAAUAACGAAAUUGCCAAAAUAACCGACUUCAUAAUCACAACAAUAAACUAAAAAGCGAGAAAUAACAUCGUAUGUGUUACCUUCUGAUCACUUCGUAGGCGGUGCCAAAACAGUUAUGCCGAUUAAAUCAUAAAAUUUUAGGAUUCAAAGACAGUUCUUUCCCGUGGUUCUUUCAGAAUCGGCUUUAAUUAAUAUGUUACUGGCUUGGCACCGUCAAAGUGAUCAGAAGUUAGCACAUACGAUGUUAUUUUUCGCUCCAUUAAAAGAGGCUGAUUACACUGAAGUUGAUUGCUUAACGUAAACCAAAACUGAUGUUGGUC
Bicyclus anynana (squinting bush brown) is the source of this 2675-nucleotide messenger RNA. It is a transcript of the gene HGTX, whose product is annotated as homeobox protein Nkx-6.2. The transcript is spliced from 3 exons. The record is from RefSeq and is a predicted model, not a curated record. Gene Ontology annotation, biological process: cell differentiation; regulation of transcription by RNA polymerase II. Gene Ontology annotation, molecular function: RNA polymerase II cis-regulatory region sequence-specific DNA binding; DNA-binding transcription factor activity, RNA polymerase II-specific. The coding region runs from base 176 to 877 and encodes 233 amino acids. Gene Ontology annotation, cellular component: nucleus. NCBI's taxonomy places the organism in Eukaryota, Metazoa, Arthropoda, Insecta, Lepidoptera, Nymphalidae.